GCUUCUGUGUUUUUAUGCCAUUUUUCAGGUUGCAGUACUUGAGUUUUUAUUCUUAACGUUUUUUCUAAAAAGAUGAAAUCCGUUGCUCCUGAACAUCCCAGAUUCUGCUGAGUCAUCCAGCAGACGCUGAUCAGAACGUUGUCCAAUCAGACUCAUCAUCACAUCCAAAGGUCUGGGAGACUCUGGGCAACUGUCCUGGCCAAUCCAUGGGCCGAAUUUUCUUCUUCGUUCUUCUUUGUCAGCAUUCAUUUUGGAGAAUGUCGCCCUCCAGUGAUCUGCUGUUGCAACUGCAUGACAUUGGCCAAGUAGCUUGGCCCGUUUCAGUUCUGUAUGAACACAAACCAAAGGAAGGUGGACGUUCAUCAGCAGUCCCAGCCAGUGGAACCGAGUCCCCAGAGUCUCCUGGUAGGAAUGUGUCUUCAAUGUUCCUGAUAAAACACCAGAUCAGAACCGUCCUGUUUCCACAGGCCCAAAUGCUCCUGAACUUACCACAGAUUAUCACACCUGCUCCAGAGUCGACUUCUCUGGACUCGGAGGCAUCUGGAAUGGACCAUCACACCCUGGAUAUGGGUACUAGACUGGUUCUGGAUCCGCUUUGAACCAGUUCUGGUACGCAGUCCUGACCUAACCAACCAGGAGCUGAGCUGUGGUUUUCAGGAAUAAUGAGACGAAUUAGAUUUUUUUCUGAGAACGUCUCUUUUAGUCUUUUGAAAAUGUAUUAAAAUGAAAACCGGGUGGAAAGUGGAUUUGAACUUGCAGGCUGUGCUGAGAGGUGGAGGAGAACAUCUGCUAGUGAAGAUCCCUGAUCUCUGUUUGGGAAACGUUUUCCUCUGGAAAGCUUGCAGCCAGAAAUCCGACACAGGACAACUGGAUUUUUUUCUGUCUAAACAUCUGAAAGAUCGAGAGGAGAUGACUGGAAUCGUCCUCACACACCUGUUCUGCCUCAUGUGUCUCUGUUUGGCUCGUCCUCCACCAGCCUCUCCAGUGACCAUGAACACGGUGAAGAACCCGCCUGCCGAUGGGACCUUGGCGGGUAAAGUUGUGCUUCCCUGUCGCUUCUCCAGCACCAUGCCAGCUUCCCCCAGCAGCCCCACCUCCACCCCCAGCCCCAGUCCUGACAGACAGAUCCGGAUCAAGUGGUUGAAGCAGGAUGGGCCUCAGGAGACGGUGGUGCUGGUGGCCCAGGGAGGGGUGGUGAAGGUGGGGCAGAGAUUCCAGGGCCGGGUGUCGGUGCCCAGCCAGCCCCUGUCCGACAGAGAUGCCUCCCUGAGGAUGGUGAAGCUGAGGGCCAGCGACGCCGGGAUGUACCGCUGCGAGGUGAUGGACGGGAUGGAGGACACCCAGGACAGCGUCACCCUCAGAGUCUCUGGGGUGGUGUUCCACUACCGGGCCCACUCCAGCCGCUACACCCUGGACUUCCCCGCGGCCGUGGAGGCGUGCCGCUCCGUCAACGCCUCCAUCGCCACGCCGGCUCAGCUGACUGCCGCCUUCCAGGACGGCCUGGACCAGUGCGACGCCGGCUGGCUGGCCGACCAGUCCGUCAGAUAUCCCAUCACGGAUCCUCGUCCCGGAUGUUCAGGUGACCUCGUGCAGCUUCCAGGUGUGAGGACGUACGGCUUCCGUGAUGCCACGGAGCAAUACGACGUGUACUGCUUCGUGGAUCAGCUGCACGGUGAGGUCUUCUAUCCCCCCUCCCUCGGAGACAAGCUCACCUGGCAGGAGGCGAAGGAGGAGUGCGAGUCGCACGACGCCGUGAUGGCCUCGCCUGGUCAGCUGUUUGCGGCCUGGAGGGCGGGGCUAAACCGCUGUGACUACAGCUGGCUGUCCGACGGCAGCGUCCGCUACCCCGUCACCGUGCCCCGGCCUCAGUGUGGAGGAGGUCUGCUGGGGGUCCGGACGCUCUACAAGUACGAAAACCAGACCGGCUACCUGGACCCGACGGAGAGAUACGGAGUGUUCUGCUUCAGAGCUAAACUACCAGACUCGACCACUGCACCUUCACGGACCAGUCCAGCUGUGUCUGCACCCGAGGCCUCCACAGAGACGCCAACCCCUCCACAGCCUGAACUUCACAUCAGGACACCUGAACCGGUCACAGAGACACCAUACCUGGACCUCACUUCCUCGUACACCACGGCCUCUGACUCCAGCUUAGACGACCUCGAUGUCAGAGACUUUCAUAAAGGCUUUGUGGAGUCAUACCCAAGCAGAGGGGACAUUUUGCCCCCCAUUCCGCUCCCCACCUUACCCAGCCCAAGUCCACAGUCGGCACAGCUGGACAUCUCUCUCCAGGGUGAGGAGGAUGGCCAGGCAGCGUCAGGCCGAGGCGAGAUCAGCGGUGGCGGUGAUGGCAGAUCCAGGGUAGAAACCACACCUAGACCAAGCGGGCCUCCAGAGAUCACCUCAGGUACAGAGACCUCAUCCCUGGAAGCAAUGCUGGGAUCCUCAUCACUUCCAGAAAUGGCCACACCAGAACCCGACCACACAUACACCAUCACUGACGGAGGCCACCAACCAAAACUGGUUUUCAAAGAUGAGGUCACCCCUGAAACCACAUCAGAGCUGGAGCAACUCGUGGAGCUUUCAGCAGGUGGAGACUCAUCAGGAAAACCUCCUUUGCACAUCCUGAUCGUCAGCGUGCCUGGAAGAAAUGAGUCCGUGGAGCGUGUCCUGGAUUUCCUCAAACAGCCCGUGAAUGGCUCCCCCUUCCCACAGAUCCCUGGACUCACACAGCUGACCAGUGAGGGUGUCCUGGGCAGCGGGAACUCCGACCUUUUCGGACCUUCUUCCACCGGGGUGCCUACAGCAAUCAGUUUUCUCAAUGGAAAACAUGAGAUGACCUUUGAGCCCCAGCUUCCAGAAGAAGCCAGAGGAGAUCAGUUUGAGAUGGUCACAUCUGUUCCAGUGGAGGAAGAUGUGGAGCAGAAAGAGGACGUGACCCUGUUUGAAUACAAUGCCAUCCACGUCCAGACAGAGAAAACCAGUGAUGAAGGAACUGAUCCGGAUCGAGAUGGAGCUUCAGGUCCAGCACGUGAUGGAGACACUGUCCCUGAAAUCUUCCCAGGCGGUCCAGAUCAAACCUCCACAAAUUCUCCACUGAUGUCACCAACAACAUCAGGUCCAGUCCAUGCUGGAGUCUCUCAGCCCGUCCCCAAAGGUGGCGUCACCUACGAGAAGAUGGAAGGCUCUGCUCCUCCCACCCCAGGUGCAGGCGACCUAUCAGGUGUGAGGACUGAUGAGACCGAACUUGGAGAAACAGAGGCUCCCACUGCUAUCCCAGACACCAAGCAGCAGAAGACCACCUCCUGUGUCCCGACCUGGGAAGUUGAAGGUUCUGUUUCUGGAGAGGACAGCGCCUUUGGACAAGAUGUUUACUCUCCUGAGACGCCCAGUGACUCCACCCCCCACACACAGCAGCCUCCACCUGCUGCCGAUGCAGACUCAGAGUCAGGUUCAGGUACAGAGCAGGUGUCUGGAGAGUCCUCCGGGCAGCAGGGUGGUCCGGAUGACCCACUUGGAGAGGUCAGAGUUAAAGUUCUACCAGCUGUGGCAGUAGUGAGAGAUGAAACUACCACAAAAUCCCAGGACCCAGUCUCACACCGGACUACGAUUAGACCCCCCAUCAUAGAUCACCAACCACAACCUCCAACCAGAACCUCUGACCCCCACACAGAACUGUCCUCCACCAGCUCGGUCCAGAGCGUGAACCACAUCACCCUUUCCACCUCCUCUCCCUUCUACACCUUUGACCACAGCCCCCACUCCGUCCCUCAGUGGGCCCUGACCCCCGGCCCGUCCACGGCUCCCCUACCAGAGGAGGGAUUGGGGGGUUAUGAAACCUCUCUGGUGGAGUCCCUCCCACUGAAACCCGAAGAGACUGAGAUUAUCGAGCUGCUGAGGACCAGCUCCGACCCCACUGUCAUCGUCAGAGAUCUCCUGCCAUGCUCCUUUGAUGUUUGUCAGAACGGAGGAUCCUGCUUCCAGAAAGGAGAUGAAAACAUGUGUGUGUGUCCACCUGGAUUCACUGGACGGUUCUGUGAAACAGACGUGGACGAGUGCCACUCCAACCCGUGUCUGAAUGGCGCCACCUGUUUGGACGGGAUCAGCUCCUUCACCUGCCUCUGCCUGCCCAGCUACUCCGGAGAGCUCUGUGAACAAGAUACGGAGGUCUGUGGGUUUGGGUGGCAGAAGUUCCAGUCCCACUGCUACCGGUACUUCACCCACCGACGGACCUGGGACGCGGCUGAGAGAGAGUGUCGGCUGCACGGAGCCCAUCUGACCAGCAUCCUGUCCCAGGAGGAGCAGAUCUUCGUCAACCGUCUGGGCAGCGACUACCAGUGGAUCGGGCUGAACGACCGGAUGUUUGAGAGGGACUUCAGGUGGACGGACAGCAGGCCGAUGCAAUACGACAACUGGAGGCCGAACCAGCCGGACAGCUUCUUCCAGUCCGGAGAAGACUGUGUGGUGAUGAUCUGGCACGAGGGGGGACAGUGGAACGACGUGCCCUGCAAUUACCACCUGACCUUCACCUGCAAGAAGGGAACAGUGUCAUGUGACCAGCCCCCUGUGGUGAAACACGCUCAGGUGUUCGGUGCCAUGAAGCCUCGCUACGAGAUCAACUCCCUGGUCCGGUACCACUGCAGACGGGGCUUCAUCCAGAGACACGCCCCCACCAUACGCUGCCGGCCCAACGGCCAAUGGGACGAUCCCAAAGUCACCUGCAUGAGCCCUGCCACCUACCACAAGUCCUCCAGUCUGCUGCGCCAGAACAACCAGCAGCAGAACUGGGACCACGUACACCAUGCCACGAGUCCCCAGGACCACCGAGAGAAGCUGCUGCGGGAGAAGAGGGAAGACCAGGUCCAGACACAGGACCAGGACCAGAUGGGACACUGACGGUUUUCCGACAGUGGCCCGGUUGCUGCAGGCCGGCCGUGGUCCAGAGCUGUGGACAGACAGGAAGUGAUGCUGUCUGUCCAUGAUGAUUCACAUCCAGAACCAGGACCAGACAGCCUUUACGCCUCAAUGACUGGGCCUCAGUCUCCACCUGAUACACCUGCUCUCCAUCACCUCACCACAAACUGCUUCCAGACCCACCACAACCAAGUCCACAGAGUUUUCUGGUUCUGGUUCUGUUCAGUUGGUCCUGGACCAUUUUCGACUCUUCCUGAAGACGACGACUUUCUGGAGACGUGACUUGUUCUCGUCUCCCGCUUCAUUGCAGUGUUCUCACCUGCAGGACUUGGGAAAAUGGACCAGGAGCAGGACCAGGAAAGUUCACCCUGCUGUGAACUCUGGCAGCUUUUUUCUGCUUCCCAUCGGUGUGGCGAACACUUCGGACUCGGCUGCUGGACGGGACCUCCAGCCAAUCAGUGAGCUGUAUUCACCGCGUGGAGCAGUCAGCAGAAACAAACGUGUGGGGGAUUCAGAUUACUGAAAAACAGAUCUGGGUUAAAAAAUGAAUCAAUGUGAAUCAUUUCAAAUUGAACUAGUAUAAUUUAGAUUUUUUUAAUACAUUUCCUUUUCCGGAGAUAACAGUGACGGUACCCUUGCGUGACUUGCUAAUGCUCUGCAAGAUGUUAGCAUAUAUACUGAAAGGUUUCCUGUGUUGCUUCCGUCCAAAAUCAGGUUCUCUCAGAAAAUUCAGAUGUUUUCAUUCACCAUUAUAUUCACCUGUCAACUAUUUAAAACCUUAUUCCCUCCCACAUUAGCAGCUAACACUAAGCCCACGGGCUCACACAUUAGAGACUAAUGCUAAGACCACGGGCUCACACAUUAGCAGCUAACGUUAAGACCACGGGCUCACACAUUAGCAGCUAACACUGAGACCGUGGGCUCACACAUUAGAGGCUAACGCUAAGACCACGGGCUCACACAUUAGAGGCUAACACUGAGACUGUGGGCUCACACAUUAGAGGCUAACGCUAAGACCACGGGCUCACACAUUAGCAGCUAACGUUAAGACCACGGGCUCACACAUUAGCAGCUAACACUGAGACCACGGGCUCACACAUUAGAGGCUAACACUGAGACUGUGGGCUCACACAUUAGAGGCUAACACUGAGACUGUGGGCUCACACAUUAGAGGCUAACGCUGAGACUGUGGGCUCACACAUUAGCAGCUAACACUGAGACCGUGGGCUCACACAUUAGAGGCUAACACUGAGACCACGGGCUCACACAUUAGAGGCUAACACUGAGACCACGGGCUCACACAUUAGAGUCUAACGCUGAGACCACGGGCUCACACAUUAGAGUCUAACACUGAGACCGUGGGCUCACAAAUUAGCAGCUAACACCGAGACCGUGGGCUCACACAUUAGAGGCUAACACUGAGACCACGGGCUCACACAUUAGAGUCUAACGCUGAGAUCACGGGCUCACACAUUAGAGUCUAACACUGAGACCGUGGGCUCACAAAUUAGCAGCUAACACCGAAACCGUGGGCUCACAAAUUAGCAGCUAACACCGAGACCGUGGGCUCACAAAUUAGCAGCUAACACCGAGACCGUGGGCUCACACAUUAGCAGCUAACACUGAGACCGUGGGCUCACACAUUAGCAGCUAACACUGAGACUGUGGGCGCACACAUUAGAGGCUAACACUGAGACCACGGGCUCACACAUUAGAGUCUAACGCUGAGACCACGGGCUCACACAUUAGAGUCUAACACUGAGACCGUGGGCUCACAAAUUAGCAGCUAACACCGAGACCGUGGGCUCACACAUUAGCAGCUAACACUGAGACCGUGGGCUCA
Messenger RNA from Melanotaenia boesemani (Boeseman's rainbowfish), 6757 nucleotides. It is a transcript of the gene vcanb, whose product is annotated as versican b. The record is from RefSeq and is a predicted model, not a curated record. Gene Ontology annotation, molecular function: calcium ion binding; hyaluronic acid binding. Gene Ontology annotation, biological process: cell adhesion. Bases 724 to 4896 code for a protein of 1390 amino acids. NCBI's taxonomy places the organism in Eukaryota, Metazoa, Chordata, Actinopteri, Atheriniformes, Melanotaeniidae. The transcript is spliced from 17 exons.